Molecule: messenger RNA, 1011 nt
Organism: Passer domesticus (house sparrow)
Lineage: Eukaryota; Metazoa; Chordata; Aves; Passeriformes; Passeridae
Product: protein CD300H-like
Exons: 4
Coding region: 162-833 (223 amino acids)
Cellular component (GO): plasma membrane
Molecular function (GO): transmembrane signaling receptor activity
Source: RefSeq, a predicted model, not a curated record
CAUCCAGGGUCUGUGGGCAAACACCGCCCAAAGAAGAGGCAGGAGAGCACAGCUUGGAAAACUCAGGACGUCCAUGUAUAUGUGGGCCUGGCUUCAUCCUGAAGGAUUUUUUUGUGAAAAACCACAGGGAAAAUUCCACCUCAGAAGCAAGAAGCUGGAAAAUGAGGAUUUUCUUGGUUUGGACCCUUUUCCUCAUGAGAUCCACGAGCACAGGUGGCCAGGCAGUGACAGGCCCCAGGCAGGUGACAGCUGAGCAGGGCAGCUCACUGGCAGUGUCCUGCAGCUACAAGCCACGCUACAAGCUCUACUCCAAGUACUGGUGCCGCAAAAACUUGCUCUGGUUUUGCUUGACCUACGCCAUCCAAACCGACGGCUCAGAGGUGACAGUGACACGGGACAGGGUGUCCAUCAGGGACAACCAAACAGCAAAUUCAUUCACAGUGACACUCAGCAGCGUCACACCAGGGGACGAAGGCCAGUACUCCUGUGGGGUGAAGAAGAAAGCGAGGUUCAACCAGUGGCACAGCACCAAGGUGAUGGUCUAUGCAGCUCUUUCAAACACAACUGAGGACAGCGACCUGAGCCCACUGACCACCAACCCUCUGUGCCCCAGGGGCUGUGGGGAGCCUCCAGUGCUGUCCCAGCCCAGUGUCAUCCACUUGCUGCUCCUGCUCAGCAUCAAGGUGCCCUUGGCCCUCGCCGUGGUUGGUGGGGCAGCCUGGCUGAGGAGCCGCUGCAGGAGCCGUGGCCAGGACAUCCUGCAGCUCUUGGAGGCAUCCAGCAGCACCAGGGCACGGGGCUGCCCACCCGUCCCAGCCACCCCCAAGCCCUAGGGAUGCCCUCCUGCCCCCCUGGCCCCCAGCCUGCUGGGGCUGUGCCAGCCCUCAGGGCUGCCCCGUGCUGGGAGGUGCUCAGCUCUGGGUACUUCUGGUUCUGGGAAGCCUCAGCCCCUCCUGGCAGCUGCAGAGGGAAGGGUUUGGGGUGCAGAGAGCCUGUGUCUGCUGAGCUGCA